UAAUUUUAAAUAUUUAAAUCAAUUGAACAGUUUAUAUUUAUCAACCCUCGGUCAAGUAUCCGCAUCUUUAUAGACGUUGAAAGUCCCCAAUUAUCAAUUAAGUAUCGGUUGAGAGUUUAGUGAACCCAGCAGAUCCUGGUAUGGUUCCGGGCUGAAGCUAUACCAUAGUACCGUGACGUGAGAGGAUCAAUAUGAUAGCAUAUAAUAAACCGGCCCCGGGCAUAGCGGAACUAAUAUGUUAGCCCCGUUAUCCUAGGUUAAUAAUUCGGGAGGGACCGCCAAAAUAUGAACCAAGAUAAAUGGUAACCUGGCUCUUGGUUAACUGCAUGACAUCGCCCUACUUCGUUAUCGAAUCCAAAUCCGCAUACAUGGCAACAUGGCAACUUCGGUUUCUUCUUUAUCCCUAUCGUCUUCGCGCGUGCUCUCCUACGCCUUGACGCCAGUACCUUCUAGACCGGAAGCGCCUAUUGUCCUCCUCUCUAAUUCAUUAGCCGCGCCGUUUGCUACUUGGGAUCAUGUAGUUCCGGAGCUUACUUCUAGGGGCUUCGGCGUGUUGCGUUAUGAUCAUCCCGGCCACGGAGCUUCUUCCGUCCCGGUAGAUCUCUCCUCGACUACGUUGGAGACCAUGGCUGACGACGUUCGAGAACUUCUAAGCCACCUUUCUAUUUCGCGGGUGCACGCCUGGAUCGGCGUAAGUAUGGGUGCAGCGACUGGCAUAGUAUUCUCCGCGAAGUAUCCCGGCAUCAUCGGGAAGCUGGUGGUUUGCAAUACUAUUUCCUGCUCUCCGCUCAGAGCCGGAGAUACCGAUAUAUUUGACCCGAUGAUUAGGGAAGCUAGGGAAACGGGAUCCAUGGACGGGACUGUCCAAUCCGUUCUCGAACGCUGGUUCGGCCUUGCGUGGAUGAGUGCCAACCCGGAUGAGACGCGCCGCGUGCGACAAAUAAUGCUCACGACGAGCAUCGACGGCUUUGAAACUUGCUGCGCAGCUCUCCGCAGUGACACUUUUGAUCUAAUCCCGUUGGCCGAGAAGGCAGGCCAAGGAAUCGACAGUGCUCUAUUCGUAGUAGGGGAAAACGAUACAGAUCUACCUGAGCAUAUGCUCCAGCUAAAGGACGGCGUAGAGCGGGGACUAAAACAGAAAGAUUCGCAGGCUUCUAUUGGGUUUAAGGUCAUAAAAAAUGCCGGGCACGUUUCGUACAUCGAUGGAUACGAUCAGUUUAUUGCUGUUAUUACUGAGUUUUUACGACAGUAGCUGCGUAGCAAUAUGCCUCUAGCUUUGCACACAUCUUGCCUGGCUACCGAUUAGUCUAGAAAGAGAUUUGACAUGAAAGAAAACGUAAUAUAGUCGCAAGCUGUUACUUUUCUCUGUGGUCUAUUAUAUUACGGCCGUAAGAACCGCGCAUGGGAAUACGUAGCAUUACCGUUGAACAUCCACCGUUGGGUAGCUCUGUUCGAGAUACCACUAUCAUAUUAAGGCACGAUAUAUUAACGACAUUGAAAUAUUC
Messenger RNA from Daldinia loculata, 1505 nucleotides. RefSeq names its product zearalenone lactonase. The record is from RefSeq and is a predicted model, not a curated record. The transcript has 2 exons. Lineage: Eukaryota; Fungi; Ascomycota; Sordariomycetes; Xylariales; Hypoxylaceae. The coding region runs from base 377 to 1252 and encodes 291 amino acids.